Trichechus manatus latirostris (Florida manatee) is the source of this 2727-nucleotide messenger RNA. RefSeq names its product alpha-1,6-mannosyl-glycoprotein 2-beta-N-acetylglucosaminyltransferase (gene MGAT2). Gene Ontology annotation, biological process: protein N-linked glycosylation; oligosaccharide biosynthetic process. NCBI's taxonomy places the organism in Eukaryota, Metazoa, Chordata, Mammalia, Sirenia, Trichechidae. The record is from RefSeq and is a predicted model, not a curated record. Gene Ontology annotation, molecular function: alpha-1,6-mannosylglycoprotein 2-beta-N-acetylglucosaminyltransferase activity. The transcript has a single exon. The coding region runs from base 515 to 1861 and encodes 448 amino acids. Gene Ontology annotation, cellular component: Golgi stack; Golgi membrane.
AGGGGCGGGACCGAGGGGUGUGGGCCGAAGGGCCGCGGUACUCCGCGGACCAGUAGUGGGUUGUCAGAACGGUCGCAGCCGGACUGGGGUAAGGCUGGGUUGAUGAGUCUUGGCUGCCGGGGGCCCGCGUAAGGAUGAGAGCGCAGAGGACGCAGGGUUGCUGGAGGCGCAGGUAACGAAGCUGGGGUGCAGCGCAGCCGCGGCGGGGCUUCUUCCGGGACCCGUGGUGCUGAAUGGAAGGGACCGAGGCGACGCCGAGUCGCGGCUCCUAGCGGCGGGGCCGCUACUCGAGCUGCAGCUGCCAGACGAGGAUGUGUGGAGCCCAGGCGGUGCUGGGGAGCUGAGAGCCUUCGGGCCCUAAGACCCUCGGGGCCAGGGAUGAGUUAGCGACGGCAGCCUCGGGGGCCAGUUCCGAAUGCUACAGGCCGAGACGACGGCCACCGCCCGCCAGCCCUUUCCGUGCAGGAGUCGGUAGCUCCUUCCGCGCCCGUCCGCGUUCCCGGCCCGGGAGACCAUGAGGUUCCGUAUUUACAAGCGGAAGGUGCUAAUCCUGACCCUCGUGGUGGCCGCCUGCGGCUUCGUCCUGUGGAGCAGCAAUGGGCGACAAAGGAAGAACGAGGCCCUCACUCCGCCGCUGCUGCAGGACGCCGAGCUCGCGCGGGGUACGGGCGGCCGGGGUGGGGAGCACUCCGCUGUGUCUGUGGGCAUCCGCAGGGUCUCCAACGAUUCGGCGGCUCCGCUGGUCCCAGCGGCCCCGCAGCCAGAGGCGGAUAACCUGACGCUGCGGUACCGGUCUUUAGUGUACCAGCUGAACUUUGACCAGACGCUGAGGAAUGUAGAUAAGUCCGGCUCCUGGGCGCCCCCGGAGCUGGUGCUGGUGGUCCAGGUACACAACCGGCCCGAAUACCUCAGACUGCUGCUGGACUCUCUUCGCAAAGCCCAGGGCAUUGACAAGGUCCUCGUCAUCUUUAGCCACGACUUCUGGUCGACAGAAAUCAAUCAGAUAAUCGCUGGAGUGGAUUUCUGUCCGGUUCUGCAGGUGUUCUUUCCUUUCAGCAUUCAGUUGUACCCCAACGAGUUUCCAGGCAGUGACCCCAGAGAUUGCCCCAGAGACCUGGAGAAGAAUGCAGCUUUGAAGAUGGGAUGUAUUAACGCCGAGUAUCCCGACUCCUUCGGCCAUUAUAGAGAGGCCAAGUUCUCCCAAACCAAACACCAUUGGUGGUGGAAGCUGCAUUUUGUAUGGGAAAGGGUCAAGAUUCUUCGAGACUAUGCUGGCCUUAUACUUUUCCUAGAGGAGGAUCACUACUUAGCCCCAGACUUUUACCAUGUUUUCAAAAAGAUGUGGAAAUUGAAGCAGCAAGAGUGUCCUGAGUGUGAUGUUCUCUCCCUGGGAACCUAUACUGCCAGUCGCAGUUUUUAUGGCAUUGCUGACAAAGUAGAUGUGAAAACUUGGAAAUCCACAGAGCACAAUAUGGGUCUAGCCUUGACCCGGGAUGCAUAUCACAAACUGAUUGAGUGCACAGACACUUUCUGUACUUACGAUGAUUAUAACUGGGACUGGACUCUUCAAUACUUGACUGUAUCUUGUCUUCCAAAAUUCUGGAAAGUGCUGGUUCCUCAAGUUCCUAGGGUUUUUCAUGCUGGAGACUGUGGUAUGCACCACAAGAAAACCUGUAGGCCGUCCACCCAGAGUGCCCAAAUUGAGUCACUCUUAAAUAAUAACAAGCAGUACAUGUUUCCAGAAACUCUGAUUAUCAGUGAGAAGUCUACUGUGGCAGCCCUUUCCCCACCUAGGAAAAAUGGAGGGUGGGGUGAUAUUAGGGACCAUGAACUCUGUAAAAGUUAUAGAAGACUGCAGUGAAAAAUCACAAUUAGAAAAAAAAAAGGUGACAGUCUUCUGUUUUUGAUAUUUGUUCAAACAGGAUAUACAGUUGAAUAAAAGGUUUUAGGAACUGGUUUCUGCUUUAAUACAAAAAUUUCUUGUAAAAGGUGUCCAAAUAUAGUAAUCAUGUCUAGUUAUAUCUGAUUAAGAUUUAAAACUGAAAUUUUCAUUUUAGGGUUGUGUUUUAAAGCUCAACCCCUAUCUGCUAAAGGUAAUCAUUAUAGUUAAUUGAUAAGAGAGAGAGGAGGGGGAAUCUUAUUAAAUUACAUCUAUUAAUCUUUUUAUCUGGAACUUUGUACACUUUUCCACUUUCAAAACUUAUUUUAAAUACAGAAUUUGUUUAAAAUUAUCAUAGCAGUAAAAAGUAUUAUAAUGAAAUUGUUAGAGUGUUAAUGGAACAAGCCCAGUUUCACUCUUGACACAGUUAUUUGGAAGGCAUUCUUCGCUGGUUUUAUAAUUCAAAAGUUAUGUUUGUUAUGUGUCAGAAGAGUCAUUUUCAGUAUUACAGAUUCCUGUACUAUUGUGUUAAGAUUUGCCUGUGCUUUGGAACCUUCAUUAGAACACACUUUCUUUUGGAAUGUAUUUGAUUGAUAAGAAAGUUUAAACAUUGUUUUCACUUCAGUGUAGAAAUAGUGUUUUUUGGUUUUUUUUAGUGCUGCCAAAAUAAAAUACUCAUUUUGCAUAUGAAGAUUUCUAAUCAUUUUGCAGAAUAAAUUUUAUUAAUCAUAUACUCCAAAAUUCAGUACCAGCAUUCUGGGAGCUUUGAAAGUUAAUUACACCCUAAUAUUUAUUAUCUGUACAUUGUAUAAUUGAGUUUGAAAUAAAACCCAGCUCAUGACAAUGCA